CACACAUUCAUUCUCUCACUAUGAUUUGUGAUCCAGUGACUCUCAACCCCCUCCGCAACUUUAAAAUUUUCCCCUUUAUCAAAUCUCUUUUGACACUUGAAGACAGCAAUUUCUGCUUAUAAUUCUCCAGACAGAGAAUUUAAGUAAUGGCAACGAAAAGCAAGAUUUUGUUCAUUGGAGGGACAGGAUACAUAGGAAAAUUCAUCGUGGAAGCUAGUGCUAAGGCAGGCCAUCCUACUUCUGUUCUUGUCAGGGACUCCACUCUCUCUAACCCUGCUAAAUCCAAUGUCAUUGACAACUUCAAGAAUCUUGGGGUCAAUUUCCUCAUUGGAGAUUUGUUUGAUCAUGAGAGUUUGGUGAAGGCUAUAAAGCAAGUGGAUGUGGUGAUCUCUACAGUGGGUCAUGCUCAGUUAGUUGAGCAAGACAGGAUCAUUGCUGCUAUUAAAGAAGCUGGAAAUGUUAAGAGAUUUUUCCCAUCAGAGUUUGGAAAUGAUGUGGAUAGAGUGCAUGCUGUUGAGCCAGCAAAAUCAGCAUUUGCUACGAGGAGAAGAGCUAUUGAGGCUCAAGAAAUUCCGUUCACCUAUGUAUCUUCCAACUUUUUUUCUGGCUAUUUCCUUCCUUCUUUGAACCAGCCUGGAGCUACUGCUCCUCCAAGAGAUAAAGUUGUCAUCGUAGGUGAUGGAAAUCCUAAAGCUGUUUUCAACAAAGAAGAUGACAUUGCCACCUAUACUAUCAAAGCAGUAGAUGAUCCCAGAACCGUGAACAAAAUUCUCUACAUUAGACCCCCAGCCAACACUAUCUCAUUCAAUGACCUUGUCUCCUUAUGGGAGAAGAAGAUUGGGAAAACCCUUGAAAGGAUCUAUGUUCCAGAGGAACAACUUCUUAAAAAUAUCCGAGAAGCUUCAGUUCCAUUAAAUGUAAUUUUAUCAAUCCAUCACUCAGUGUUCGUGAAGGGAGAUCAUACCAACUUCGAGAUUGAACCAUCAUUCGGUGUAGAGGCUUCAGAGCUUUAUUCUGAUGUCAAAUACACUACUGUGGAUGAAUACCUGAAUCAAUUUGUCUGAGUGUUCUACGUCAAGCGGCAUUACCUUAAUAAAUAAUCAUGUAGAUGGUCGUAAUAGUUGCACUUAUAUACGUUAUUAAAUUACCACCAAGAGUGGACAUCUUGUGGACCAGCUGGGGAUUUACUUUCUGUAUAAUUAUUUCACUAUCUAAAGUAAUAUCUUUUUGCCUAUAAGGUUUUGCUUUUU
Messenger RNA from Populus euphratica (Euphrates poplar), 1250 nucleotides. RefSeq names its product isoflavone reductase homolog. The record is from RefSeq and is a predicted model, not a curated record. NCBI's taxonomy places the organism in Eukaryota, Viridiplantae, Streptophyta, Magnoliopsida, Malpighiales, Salicaceae. Gene Ontology annotation, molecular function: oxidoreductase activity.